CGUGGCGCCAAAGUUCCUGUGCAGAACAAAAAGCUUGGGAGUCCGCCUUGGAUAGUACUUGCUGCGACCUUAGUGGAAGAGACCCUGGGAGAUCUUUAAGUCACGCAAUGGAAGCAGUGACCUUUGAAGAUGUGGCUGUGAACUUCAGCAUGGAGGAGUGGGCUUUGCUGAAUCCAUCCCAAAAGAAGCUCUACAGAGAUGUGAUGGGGGAAACCUUUAGGAAUAUGGUUACUAUAGGAAGAAUGUGGGAUAAGCAGGAGGCUGAAGAAGACUACAGAAAUUGCUGGAGAAAUCUAAGAAAUGAAGAAGUGGAGAAAUGCUAUCAGUAUAAAGCUUGGAAUCGAUGUGAAGAAACGUUCCUUUGUACUCCAGUUGCUAAUGUGCACAGUAAACAAGCUGCUUCAACACCACCUGAAAGCCUUGCUUGUAGUGAGGCUCUGAUUGGUCAUUGGUCACAAAAUGUGCCCACCACGGCUCUCACUGCUCUGAAGCCAUAUAAAUACUUGAGACCCAAAGAGAAUUGUGAUCAAAAUGAAAGAAAUUGCAGUGAUAUCCAGUCCUUUCAGAAUCAUGCAAGGACAAAGGCUGGAGAGAAACCCUGUGAACAUCGUCAAGGUGGGAAAUCCUACUCUGAUCUUAGUGAAAGAACUCAUCUUAGAGAGAAGGCCUUUGUAUGUAAGAAAAAUUUUAAAGCUUCCAACACUGACAGUGAUGAUCAGAUCCAAGAAAGAAAUAAGAGUGGGAGAAAACCCUAUGUAUGUAAACAAUGUGGGAAAGUUUUCAGAACAUAUAAGUAUGUUCAGAUCCAUGAAAGAAAUCACACUGGGAGGAAAUUCUAUGUAUGUAAGCAAUGUGGGAAAGCUUUCAGCACUAGCAGUCAUUGUCGAACACAUGAAAGAACUCAUGGUGGGGAGAAACCCUAUGUGUGUAAGCAGUGUGGGAAAGCUUUCACCACACGUAGAUAUUGUCAGCUACAUGAAAGAGCUCACACUGGGGAUAAACCCUAUGUAUGUAAGCAGUGUGGGAAAGCUUUCACCACACGUAGAUGUUGUCAAAUACAUGAAAGAGUUCACAGUGGGGAGAAACCCUAUGUCUGUAAGAAAUGUGGGAAAGCAUUUAGCACGAAUGGUUAUUGUCGAAUACAUGAAAGAAUUCACACUGGGGAGAAACCCUAUGUGUGUAAGCAGUGUGGGAAAGCUUUCAUCUCAUAUAGUACUUGCAAUUCACAUGAAAGACUUCACACAGGGGAGAAACCCUAUGUAUGUAAGCUAUGUGGGAAAGCUUUCAAUUCUUAUAGUACUUGGAAAACACAUGAAAGAUUUCACAAUGGGGAGAAACCCUAUAUAUGUAAGCAUUGUGGGAAAGCUUUCAGCACAAGCAGUCAUUAUCGAACACAUGAAAGAGUUCACACUGGGGAGAAACCUUAUACAUGUAUGCAGUGCAGGAAAGCUUUCAGUACACGUAGUACUUGUCAAAGACAUGAAAGAACUCACACUGGGGAGAAACCCUAUGUGUGUAAGCAAUGUGGGAAAGCUUUCACCACACGUAGAUGUUGUGAAAUACAUGAAAGAGCUCACACUGGGGACAAACCCUAUGUGUGUAAGCAGUGUGGGAAAGCUUUCACCACACACAUGUAUUCUCAGAUACAUGAAAGAGUUCACAGUGGGGAGAAACCCUAUGUAUGUAGGCAAUGUGGGAAAGCUUUCAGCAGAAGCACUCAUUGUCGAGCACAUGAAAGAGUUCACACUGGGGAGAAACCCUAUGUAUGUAAGCAAUGUGGGAAAGCUUUCAGCACAAGCACUCAUCGUCGAACACAUGAAAGGAUUCACACUGGGGAGAAGCCCUAUGAAUGUAAGCAGUGUGGGAGGACUUUCAGCACAUAUGGAUAUGUUCAAAAACAUGAAAGAGUUCACACUGGGGACAAACCCUAUGUCUGUAAGCAAUGUGGCAAAGCUUUCGGCACAAAACGUGCUUGUCAAACACAUGAAAGAGUUCACAGUGGGAAGAAACCCUAUGUAUGUAAGCAAUGUGGGAAAGCUUUUGCCACACAUAGAGGUUUUAAAAGUCAUGAAAGGUUUCACAGUGAGGAGAAACCUUUUGUAUGUAAGCAGUGUGGGAACACUUUUAAAACAAAAAGUGCUUGUCGAAUACAUGAAAGAAUUCACACUGGUGAGAAACCCUAUGUAUGUAAGCAAUGUGGGAAAGCUUUCAGCACAAGCAGUCGUCGUCGAACACAUGAAAGAGUUCACAGUGGGAAGAAACCCUAUGUAUGUAAGCAAUGUGGGAAAGCUUUCAGCACAAGCAGUCAUUGUCGAACACAUGAAAGAGUUCACACUGGGGAGAAACCUUACGAAUGUAUGCAGUGCAGGAAAGCUUUCAGUACACGUAGUACUUGUCAAAAACAUGAAAGAACUCACACUGGGGAGAAACCCUAUGUGUGUAAGCAAUGUGGGAAAGGUUUUAGCACAAAAGGUGCUUACCAAACACAUGAAAGAGUUCACACUGGGGAGAAUCCUUAUGUGUGUAAGCAAUGUGGUAAAGGUUUGAGCACAAAACGUGCUUACCAAAUACAUGAAAGAAUUCACACUGGGGAGAAACCCUAUGUAUGUAAGCAUUGUGGGAAAGCUUUCGCCACAAGUGGUCAUUGUCGAUCACAUGAAAGAGUUCACACUGGGGAGAAACCCUAUGUAUGUAAUCAAUGUGGGAAAGCUUUCAGCAGAAGCAGUCAUCUUCGAACACAUGAAAGGAUUCACACUGGGGAGAAGCCCUAUGAAUGUAAGCAGUGUGGGAAAGCUUUCAGCAAAAGUAGUACCUGUCACAGACAUGAAACAAUUCAUAAAAUAUGGGAAAGCUUUCAGCAGAAGCAGUUGCCAAAAAUAGCUCACAUUAAGGUGAAGCCCUCUCUAUAUAAGUAAUGUUGGUAAGCUCUCCUCAGACAUGGUGAUUGUCAAAAACAUGAAAGCACUCUCACUGGGUUUUGAUCAUUCAUAAGUAAUGCAUGUAAAAUUUUUCAGAACACGUGAUUGUCAAAUACAUGAAAAACCCUUGGGAGAAACCAUGAAUAUAUAAGUAAUAUCAGAUAUGUGUCAGUUUACAGAAAUUGUUAAUUUCAUGAGAGAAGUCACCCUGGAGAUAUGCUCUGUAUAUGAGAGCUUAUUUUAAAAUCCUGUCAAAAAUUCUCGUGUAGUAGAGAUCUGUAGAAAUAAUACAAAAAAUUUGAUGUAUUAGCACUGGAAUAUGACGGCAAAUUCUUUUUUUUUUUUUUUUUUGCCUUUUUAUUACCAGGGAUCCAACUUAGGCCCUUGUGCUUGCAAGGUAGGCAGUCAAACCACUGAGCCAAAUCCCUGGCUCAAUGGCUACAAAUUCUAAUCCAACCUGGCUACAUAGUUCAGGGCCAUCCUGAACUGCAAAGCGAGACCCUGCUUCAAAAAACAAAGUAAUUUACAUAUGACUCAGAAAAUACAAAUCCCAGCUAGAGAUAUCCUGAAGUACAUAAAUUGUGUGGUUUUUAGUAAUAACUUAGAAACAUGUAGAUUAUGUAUUUUAGGGUUUAAAAAUAUUUUGUUGACAUAGUUUCAUAUUUUUUGUAUAUCUUUGUGCUUAAUCUAUGGUGUCUUUUAAUUAUACAUGGUAAACUGAAAAGUAGUUUUUACUUUCCAAUAUAGUUCCUCUGUAGUUAACUGUUUUGUGUUUAAAUUGGGAAGUAUGGACCACUAAAAAACGUA
Messenger RNA from Fukomys damarensis (Damara mole-rat), 3725 nucleotides. RefSeq names its product zinc finger protein 709. The record is from RefSeq and is a predicted model, not a curated record. The coding region runs from base 108 to 2915 and encodes 935 amino acids. The transcript has 5 exons. Lineage: Eukaryota; Metazoa; Chordata; Mammalia; Rodentia; Bathyergidae. Gene Ontology annotation, molecular function: RNA polymerase II cis-regulatory region sequence-specific DNA binding; DNA-binding transcription factor activity. Gene Ontology annotation, biological process: regulation of transcription by RNA polymerase II.